This is a messenger RNA of Callithrix jacchus (white-tufted-ear marmoset), 3811 nucleotides long. It is a transcript of the gene SULF2, whose product is annotated as sulfatase 2. Lineage: Eukaryota; Metazoa; Chordata; Mammalia; Primates; Cebidae. Gene Ontology annotation, cellular component: cell surface; plasma membrane; endoplasmic reticulum. The record is from RefSeq and is a predicted model, not a curated record. Gene Ontology annotation, biological process: glomerular basement membrane development; positive regulation of vascular endothelial growth factor production; negative regulation of fibroblast growth factor receptor signaling pathway. Gene Ontology annotation, molecular function: calcium ion binding; N-acetylglucosamine-6-sulfatase activity; glycosaminoglycan binding.
GUCCGGAGGCAUCGGGAGGCCGAGAGCCGCCGGGACCCCAGCUCUGCGUCCACUGCCCCGUCCCGAGCUGGACUUCGGGGCCGGGGCCGUGCGCCGCGGACUGGCAGGACCGGGUGGCAGGUCGCGCGUCCCCAGAGCCGGAGAUCUGCGAGUAAAGAGGGACAGGGGACAAGAAACAGAGCCACAGACACAACUUCAGACUCCUGCAUCCCGAAAGAAGCACCAGAUCAGCAAAAAAAAAGAAGAUGGGCUCCCCGAGCCUCAUGCUGUGCUUGCUGUCUGCAGCCGUGUUCUCCCUGCUGGCUGGAAGCUCAGCCUUCCUGUCGCCCUUCCGCCUGAGCAGCAGUUUUCAGAGGGAACGCAGGAACAUCCGCCCCAACAUCAUCCUGGUGCUGACGGAUGACCAGGAUGUGGAGCUGGGUUCCAUGCAGGUGAUGAACAAGACCCGGCGCAUCAUGGCGCAGGGUGGGGCACACUUCAUCAACGCCUUCGUGACCACACCCAUGUGCUGCCCCUCGCGUUCCUCCAUCCUCACGGGCAAGUAUGUCCACAACCACAACACCUACACCAACAAUGAGAACUGCUCCUCACCCUCCUGGCAGGCACAGCAUGAGAGCCGCACCUUCGCUGUGUACCUCAACAACACCGGCUACCGCACAGCUUUCUUCGGGAAGUAUCUUAAUGAAUACAACGGCUCCUAUGUGCCGCCUGGCUGGAAGGAGUGGGUCGGACUCCUUAAAAACUCCCGCUUUUAUAACUACACGCUCUGUCGGAACGGGGUGAAAGAGAAGCACGGCUCUGACUACUCCAAGGAUUACCUCACAGACCUCAUCACCAACGACAGCGUGAGCUUCUUCCGCACGUCCAAGAAGAUGUACCCGCACAGGCCAGUCCUCAUGGUCAUCAGCCAUGCAGCCCCCCACGGCCCCGAGGAUUCAGCCCCACAGUAUUCAUGCCUCUUCCCCAACGCAUCUCAGCACAUCACGCCGAGCUACAACUAUGCGCCCAACCCGGACAAACACUGGAUCAUGCGCUACACGGGGCCCAUGAAGCCCAUCCACAUGGAAUUCACCAACAUGCUGCAGCGGAAGCGCCUGCAGACCCUCAUGUCAGUGGACGACUCCAUGGAGACGAUUUACAACAUGCUGGUUGAGACGGGCGAGCUGGACAACACAUACAUUGUGUACACUGCUGACCACGGCUACCACAUUGGCCAGUUUGGCCUGGUGAAAGGGAAGUCCAUGCCGUAUGAGUUCGACAUCAGGGUCCCGUUCUACGUGAGGGGCCCCAACGUGGAAGCUGGCUCUCUGAAUCCCCACAUCGUCCUCAACAUUGACCUGGCCCCCACCAUCCUGGACAUUGCAGGCCUGAAAAUACCUGAGGAUAUGGACGGGAAAUCCAUCCUCAAGCUGCUGGACUCGGAACAGCCGAUGAAUCGGUUUCAUUUGAAAAAGCUGAAGGUCUGGCGGAACUCCUUCCUGGUGGAGAGAGGCAAACUGCUACACAAGAGAGACAGUGACAAGGUGGACGCCCAGGAGGAGAACUUCCUGCCCAGGUACCAGCGUGUGCAGGACCUGUGUCAGCGUGCCGAGUACCAGACAGCAUGCGAGCAGCUGGGACAAAAGUGGCAGUGUGUGGAGGACGCCACGGGGACACUGAAGCUGCACAAAUGCAGGGACACCAUGCCGCUGGAUGAUGGCAGAGCCUUCUCCAACCUCGUGCCCAAGUACUACGGGCAGGGUAGCGAGGCCUGUGUCUGUGGCAACGAUGACUACAAGCUCAGCCUGGCCGAACGCCGGAGAAGGCUCUUCAAGAAGAGGUACAAGUCCAGCUACCUUCGCUAUCGCUCCCUCCGCUCAGUGGCCAUUGAGGCAGAUGGCAGGGCGCACCACGAAGGCCUGGGUGAUGCUGCCCAGCCCCAAAACCUCACCAAGCGGCACUCGCCAGGGGCCCCUGAGAACCCAGACGACAAGGAUGGUGGGGACUUCAGUGGCACUGGAGGCCUUCCCAACUACGCCACCACCAACCCCAUCAAAGUGACAAAUCGCAGGUGCCACAUCCUGGAGAACUAUACAGUUCGGUGUGACCUGGACCUGUACAAGUCCUUGCAGGCCUGGAAAGAUCACAAGCUGCACAUCGAUCACGAACCCGUGGCGGUUUCCAGGCUUCCUCUCCUGCCCCUCCCUCAGAUUGAGACCCUGCAGAACAAAAUUAAGACCCUGAGAGAAAUCCGAGGUCACCUGAGGAAAAAGCGGCCAGAAGAAUGUGGCUGUCACAAAAUCAGCUAUGACACCCAGCACAAAGACCACCUCAAGCACAAAGGCUCCAGCCUGCAUCCUUUCAGGAAGGGUCUGCAGGAGAAGGACAAAGUGUGGCUGUUGCGGGAGCAGAAGCGCAAGAAGAAACUCCGCAAGCUGCUCAAGCGCCUGCAGAACAAUGACACGUGCAGCAUGCCAGGCCUCACGUGCUUCACCCACAACAACCAGCACUGGCAGACGGCACCCUUCUGGACCUUGGGGCCAUUCUGCGCCUGCACCAGCGCCAACAAUAACACAUACUGGUGCAUGAGGACAAUCAACGAGACUCACAACUUUCUCUUCUGUGAAUUUGCCACGGGGUUCCUAGAGUACUUCGAUCUCAACACAGACCCCUACCAGCUGAUGAACUCAGUGAACACGCUGGACAGGGGCGUCCUCAACCAGCUACACAUACAGCUCAUGGGGCUGAGGAGCUGCAAGGGUUACAAGCAGUGUAACCCCUGGACUCGAGACAUGGACCUGGGACUUAAAGGUAGAAGAGGCUACGAGCAAUACAGGAUGGUUCAGCGUCGGAAGUGGCCAGGAAUGAGAAGACCUUCUUCCAGAUCACUGGGACGACUGUGGGAAGGCUGGGAAGGUUAAGAAACAACAGAGGUGGACCUCCAAAAACAGAGGCGCCACCUGACUGCACAGGCAACGAAAAAACAUGUGGGUGAUUUCCAGCAGGCCUCUGCUGUUGGUCAGGAGGCCUGAGAAAGCAAGCACUCACUCUCAGCCAACAUGACAGAUUCUGGAGGAUAACCAGCAGGAGCAGAGAGAACGUCAGGAAGUCUAUUUUUGCCCCUGUUUUUGCUUUGGAUUAUACCUCACCAGCUGCACAAAAUGCAUUUUUUCCUAUCAAAAAGUCACCACUAACCUUCCCCUAGAAGCUCACAAAAGAAAAUGAAGACAGUGAGAGAUUUCCUUGGAAAUUGGAAUUUUUAAAUCAUAGGGGAAAAACAGUCCUGUUCUAAAUCCUCUUAUUCUUUGGGUUUAUCACAAAGAAGGAACUAAGACGCAGGACAGAGGCAACGUGGAGAGGCUGAGAACAGUGCAGAGAGUCUGACAGUGAGUCAGUAGCACAAAAGAGAUGACACUUAGCACUAUAAACCCUGGUUGCCUCUGAAGAAGCUGCCUUCACUGUAUAUAUGUGACUAUUUACAUGUAACCAACAUGGGAACUUUUAGGGGAACCUAAUAAGAAAUCCCAAUUUUCAGGAGUGGUGGUGUCAAUAAACGCUCUGUGGCCAGUGUAAAAGAAAAUCCCUCGCAGUUGUGGACAUUUCUGUUCCUGUCCAGAUACCAUUUCUCCUAGUAUUUCUUUGUUAUGUUCCAGAACUGAUGUUUUUUUAAGGUACUGAAGUUGAUGUAUGUCCCAAGUUUUGAUGAAACUGUAUUUGUAAAAAAAAAAAUUUGUAGUGUAAGUAUUGUCAUACAAUGUUCAAAACUCCAGCCAAUGACCAGCAGUUGGUAUGAAGAAACCUUUGACAUUUUGUAAAAGGCCAUUUCUUGGGA